Molecule: messenger RNA, 486 nt
Organism: Penicillium vulpinum
Lineage: Eukaryota; Fungi; Ascomycota; Eurotiomycetes; Eurotiales; Aspergillaceae
Product: putative GPI anchored protein
Exons: 3
Coding region: 1-486 (161 amino acids)
Biological process (GO): fungal-type cell wall organization
Cellular component (GO): fungal-type cell wall
Molecular function (GO): structural constituent of cell wall
Source: RefSeq, a predicted model, not a curated record
AUGCGUUUCUCUAUUGCCGCUCUCGCCCUCGCCACUGGCGCCAUGGCCAAUGUUGUCACCGAGACCCUCACCGAGUACACCACCUACUGCCCUGAGGCCACCUCCAUUGUCCACGGAGGCCACACCUACAGCAUCUCCACCCCCGGUGUCAUCACCAUGACCCACGGUCCCUUCACUGUCACCCGUCCCCUUGUGACCUCCACCGUGACUGAGUGCAAGAGCUGCUCUACCUCCAUCCCUGCCUCCUCCACCCCCGUGGUCGCCAGCAGCACUCCCCUCAUCCACGUCCCCGGUGUUGUCACCUCCACUCCUCUGGUCCCUGGCACCGUUCCUACUGGUGUCCCCGGUGUGCCCGGCUCCCCCAGCGGCCCCGCCAGCUCUGCCACCCCCUCCCAGCCCGCCUUCAACGCUGGUUCCAUCAACGCCGCUACCGGUGCUGGUGCCGGCCUGGCUGCCGUCUUCGGUGUCGUUGCCCUCCUGCUGUAA